UAUUGAACAACGCAUGUUCUUUGUUUUCUCUUGCUGCAGAAUGUUUUUCUUUAAAUUUACAGUUUGCCGUUAGCUGUUUUCGGUGGAUGAGAUGGUUUGCCAAAUGAUCCAAUAGAUUGACAUUAUAUUAGGCUAGUGACAAGGUGUUAUUAUUUCAAGGAUGUCUCUCUGUGUUUGGAGGAGUUUUGUUGCAUCUUAGCUUUGGAUAUUUUUAUACUGUUUCCAACAUGGUUCCAUAUAUUAUGGACUACCUAAGAACAUAUGUUAACCCAAACUUAUCGGAUAAGGACGCAAUUUGGUUAUCAGCGCUAGGAUUUUGUACUCAAGGCUUUUCCAUGCCUGCCGGUGGAUUAAUUGCAAAAAAAGUGGGGUUUAGAAUAGUGGUUGCGACAAGUUGCAUAUUUUUGAGUGGAAGCGUGUUUCUUACAUAUUUUACAAUCCAGAAGACAUUUGUUGGAGUAGUAAUAACAUAUUCAUUAACAAUGGGUAUAGGAAUGGGAUUCGCUUAUUCUGUGGUGUUCGCUGUCGCAACAACAUGGUUUCCAGAAAAACGUGGAUUGGUUGUGGGAAUAAUUGUAAGUGGAUUUGGCCUUGGAGCACUGGUAUUUUCGCCUAUUCAGACUGCUCUUAUCAAUCCGACAAACGUAAAAGUAGACAAUGUUACUCGCCACUUUACUGAUAUCGAACUUCUUGACCGGGUACCUAGAACCCUUUUAAUUUUGGGAGGUAUAUUAUUAGGGAUUCAGAUAAUCGGCUUCAUUCUUCUACGCCCAAGACCUUCUUCAAAACAGGCAAAUAUAACCCAAAAGAUUCAAGCUUCAAAAUGCUGGUUUCAUCGAAAUCUAUCUAAUGCGUUGGCAUUUUAUCUGGGUUCAAUUUCUUUAGCGGCAUACACUUUGACUUGCCUUCAUCAUGUCUAGUCUUUUCUACUGUUCAUACGUUGUCACCCGGAGCGUUACUGUUUUCCACUUUCUUUAUGUUUUGUUAUAGUUUUUCACUGGUUCUUGUGGACUCUGACCCAGUUUCACAAGAGAUUUUACUUCCAGUUGGAUUUGCUUGUUAAGAAGGUCCAUCACUCAUUAAUCUUGUCUUUCAAGAAAUCUUAAGCUCCUCCAUAGAAGAAAACGUCAAAGGUCUAAAGAUGAUUGAUAAUCUUAAUUCGAGCUGUGACAUGUUGCAUGUUACAUAUUCAGAUGAUCAAAUCUCGACCUCAACUAACGACUCAAGUAACACUCAGAACUCACAAAACGUUCUUAGUCAACUUAGUACGAAAGUUUCCCAUAAAAAGACAAAGACUAUAUAUAUAAAAAGCAAAACAUUAAUCCACUAGUUAUCAUAAGUAAUAAUAAAAUAUAGGAAGUAAACUCUUUAGAACAUCUGAGAUCGACAAUUCGAAACAACUUUCGUUCAGACGAUGCGAUCAUUUCCAAUAUAAUAAAAGUUAAACAUGCUACAAUAAAAAAUACGGUCAGUACUGCGAGAUAACAGCAUAAGUUUGAGUACCAAAAUAAGAUUGACGUGGUUCACCAUAAUACUAUUAUUAAGGCAUAGACUAAAGACAAUUAACCUAAUAAAUAAGGACUGAAUGAGAUCAACAACCGUCUUACACACCAUUCGAUCAAUAAUACUUGGUGUCGAAAGCAUACCUCAAUAAUAAUGCUACAAAAGAAAACCCGUUUAACUAACAUAGCCAAUAGAACCAAUAAAAAUCUUAUAUUUGGUGCAUCACAACAAAUCCUACAAUUGCAGGGCUAUGAGAGUAGCAUAGCCGAGGUUAAACAUAUCAAAAACUGGCUAAGACUAGCAAAACGUGAUAUCAAUUUGUUUGAAGAAGGACUACCGCAAAAUUAAGUGGACAAUCCAAUCAAGUUUAAUUUGACAAACCAAGCAGUUAUUAACUCAAAAUUAUUGUAAAGCGAGAUCUAACGUUUAUAUUCUUCAGUGGAAAUCGCAGCAGGAUUUUUGAUCCCAAUAACGAAAUGAAUCAGUAUCGCAGAAACAUUCAUCCUCUAAACGAAAGUGAAGUGAUAAACCCAGAGGGAUACUGCUGCUAACUUAGGGAUUGCGCAAGAAAACAAUAGGAGUGAUGAAAACACAUAUAUUCAUGGCACCCCCAACACGACCUAAACUGACCAAAAUUUACUACAUGGACGACAACAACAAAAACAGCAGAAUCAAGUAAACAAACAUAGAUGCACCUUCAAAGGGUAUAGUGAAAUGCUACCUGUAAGAUAAAUUAUAACUAAUCACUGGUAUGUGGUACAUAGGUGGUCAGCAGUUACCGGACAGGAAAUAAGAUCACGAAUAAAAACUGUUAUUGCUUCCCUGUGGUUGUGCCGGGUUUACAGAAAAAACAGCUUCACUAACCAGUUUGUCUAUAAACGAAGUAUGAUAAUUAUUAGUAUUUGGAUUAUAGUACUAAUUAAGAAUCCCAGAAAUAACGCAAUUGGAUCAAGAAGUACUAGAUAAGCACAAACAAAUGUACUGUAUUUGGAAUUCGAAAUCAAGCAUUCAAUAAAUACAAAGGAAUCAUUAGUUCAUUCAAACACCACAUCCGCCACAGUUUAAAUUGAGGUCUAAAUGUUUGUGGUUGAUUGUACGCCUUCUUCUUAAGUUCGUCCUGUGUCAGUCCGACAGUGUAUUGGAUAAAGACUCUGUAUUAUCUAGAAUGCACUCACUAAUAUUAGAAUUAACAACUGAAAUCGGAACAGACUCACGUGCUUUCUGGGAUUGUGUAAUCAGCAUGUUGGUUGUGUACUGAAACCGCUGCUACUUAGAAUUAGAACCAUAGACUUUUAGACUAUACUUCCCCUCGAAAUAAUGUUGAAUCUUCAUAUCCCGAAGCUAUGAAUGAUGUAGCUUCAUUUAAAAUAUAUUUCUCACAUUGGUUAGAGUAAACAUCAGAAGUGACUUCGUGAUAAGGAUAAACAGCAGUUUUUAUGAAAUCAUCCGAAUUGUAAUCAAAAUCGAGGUAAUUUAGUACUCGUGCAUGAACAAGUUUCCCACAAGCAACAAAUGCAUUACGAGUACAAAUAAUAUUGGAUUCUUCUGAAAUAGCUUCCUCGAAUUUAUUAAGAAUGUUAUUGUAGAGUAAAGGAUCAUUAGAAAAUCAGCAUCUAUCAAAACUACAUCAGGUUUCUGAUCGUGACUAGGUUCAUUCAACAUAUUUUCCUCAGACUUGCAAGGAAUUUCUUCAGAAAUAAGUGAAUCAUUGAGAAAAACCAUAUUUGGUACAAUGACAUCAGAAAUCUGAUAAUUUGAUUGAUUAGAAACUGUCUCGCAAGAAUUCUGAGUUUCAUUUAGCUCUGGACUGCCACAUGACUUUACACUGUCUUUUGAAAUCGUUGAUAAAGAUAAAUGAUCAUUAUAAAUACUCAACUUAAUAGAAUCAGAAUUACAGGACUUAAUAUUAGUUGCAGCAAGAUGAACAGUAGCAUUACAAAGUGACUGAAUAUGUCCAAUAUCACCACAUUUAAAGCACUUAUAAUUACGAAACAUGAAUUAAAAGAGUGGAACCUGCCACUGGACAAACAUUGGUCAAACAUGUGCCCAUUUUCGUGAACUGCAUCGCAACUCCUCAGUGAAUUGUCUGAGUAACUUUGAGUAUGCACUGGAGUUUUUAUAUCCUCAUGAAUCAUUUUACGAAAUCUUCCUUUACCACAUUCGAAAUUUGUAUACUUAACAUAGUCUAGCAUUAGUUCCUUGAGAGCUGUAUAAGGAAGCAAAAUGGAAUUUUCCGGUAAAGCCACAGUUUUUAAUAUGUUAUAUGCUUCUUUUCCGAUGAAUGUGAGGAAAUCUACAAUAUUGACAUUCUCAUCAUCUUCCUUGGUCAUAGCCCAGAUUUCGAACCUUUCAAAGUAAUCCUCGAAAGCAUCAAAAUCUGAAUGUAUGUCCAACCGCUUCAUCACAGGCCCCAUCGCGACGCCAAUGUGAUAAUUAGGAGUAUUUGAAUUAUAGUACUAAUUAAGAAUCCCGGAAAUAACGCAAUUGGAUCAAGAAGUACUAGAUAAGCACAAGCAAAUGUACUGUAUUUGGAAUUCGAAAUCAAGCAUUCAAUAAAUACAAAGGAAUCAUUAGUUCAUUCAAACACCACAGGAAGCCAGAAAGAACCAAAUUCAUACAUGUUCUGUUCUAACUAUUAUCAUUACCUAAAAAAUUGUAACUAAUAUAGGCAGCUAGAAAGUAGUUCUCUCCGUCAUUGGAUCCCGUUUUAUAACUGAAAUGAGUAGACAUAUAUGACAAGAAGUAAUCAGUAUCAAGAGGAUGAAAUAAUCUUAACAAGUGAAUCAUACGCAUUGUUGAUAUUUUGUCAAUUGUUUAAUGACUAUCCUAUAAGAACUAAAUUUGAACUCAAUAUUUUCAUAUUAUAUAAGAGAAAGAAAAGAAGCUUCUAACACAUUUUCUACAUAAACAGAACACUUACAAUAACGCUUUACUCUAAUUUAUUUUAUGAAGACAGUUUUACAAUGUUCAUGUAAAUAAGUAAAUUAGAAGACUUGGUGAAUAUCCAUACAAUUGCCUUUCAUCUCAAUAUUAAGGUAGCGACUGUCUGUUAUUUUCAUCACUGAAAUGUACCUGUUUAGACUAAUAUAAUAGUUCCUAAUAAGUGAUGCAACAACUUCAAUGUUUACUUUAUAUGUUAUCAAAAUUGAAGCAUUACAUCAUUUACAAAAUAGUUAUUUUCACACUACAAUUUCAUCAUAUAAUGAGCCAUAUACACAUCACGUCAUCAAUGAAGUAUUUAGACCAAACCAAGCAAAUAUGUGGAACAUUUCUGACAACUAAAUAUAACUUUAUUUCCUGAAUGUCAUGAGGUCCUAUUACUUGAUUCGAUUUCUGGUUAGAGGCUUAAUUUUAGCAUAUAAAAGUCCACAAAACUCACUCGACAAAUGUCUGCUAAUUAUUAAUUUUAAUAAGCUUUUUCUCACUAGAUACUGUGUACGGUUAGACUAUUUGUUCCGUCAAGUAGACUAAAAUAAGAACUACAAAUCAGAAUAAACGUGUGGAAAUCUUGAUAGGUUUAUUACUGAAUUUGUCUCUUUGUUUUGAUGUAAUUAUUUGUUAAUGAGUUUCAGUUGUUGUCAUUAAAAUCAUAGUCUUAGUUAUCAGUCUAUUUUCUAUCAUUUUUAAAAAUAGUGACGUGAAUCUAUCACCAAAACAAAUGUUCCGCUGUAUUGAUUUUUAUUUAUUGUGGCUCGUAAUGUUCUGCAACAUUAUUCCUAUUACAACAAUCACGUCGACUUAUAAGCAAUUCGGUCAAAAGUACAUUUCAGACGACAGAUUUUUGUCAGCUAUAGUUACUAUUUCAUCUUUAUUCAAUUGCGCUGGUCGUGUGAUGUGGGGUUCGAUUGCUGACCGAUUUUCGUUUAAAGUGCCAUUAUGUGUAAAACUUACUAUUUGGUCAGUCGUUCUAAUAACAUUUCCACAUUUGUCAUUAUUUUCGGAAAUAGUAAUCAAAAUAUUAUUUCCUAUUUGGGUAUUCGUCUUAUUUACAUUAUUCUGCGGAACAUUCGUCCUCAUUCCUAAUGCAACUGGCACGGUUUUUGGGCCAGUCAAUUUAGCUGUGAAUUAUGGUUUAGUAUUUCUAGCAUUUUCGUUUGGAAGUUUUGCAUGCGCAAUUUUCACAACAUUCUUAACCCCAGAUGGUGCUUAUGUAUUCCAAUACACUUCCUGUGGAGCCGUUUGUCUAGUGGCGCUGUUUAUCACAUUGUGGAUCGAGGAUAGAAAAACACCAGAGAAAUGUCAACUAUGUGGAUGUUUCGUUCGACGUUGUCUAAAAUUACGAGUAAAACAACCGCUAAGUAGUCCACAUGAACUACAAGCGCUUAGAUCAUAAUAUGAAUGGUCGGUUUUAUGAUAUUUAAUAUCUGCAGCUCGAAUAUAUAUAUAUAUAUAUAUAUAUAUAUAUGUAUAUAUAUAUAUAUAUAUAUAUAUAUAUAUAUAUAUAAUCUUUUAAAGUUCCAUAAACCAUAACUUCGUGCAUCAUAGAGAAAUUAGUGCACAAUAGCAAUGCUUUUAUUAUUAUUACUACUAUUAUUAUUAUUAUUAUUAUUACUAUAUUACUGCUGUUACAAUUGUCAAUGACCUCUCGCUUCAUUUGAGAAUACGCCUUGUAACCAAUAUCAAUUACGUCUACUCGUAUAAAAGCCACUUUAAUAAUAAUAGUCUUUGUUUUUCUUUGAUACAACUUUAAUUUAUUUUUUUGUUGUGAUAUUCAAUUUGAUAAAAAAAGAACGUUUGUCAUUAUUUCGAAUGAAGGUUUAAAUAAAAUAAAAUAAGAAAAUAUUUCACAUCAUAGAUAUUAAUAUAAA
Messenger RNA from Schistosoma haematobium, 6311 nucleotides. RefSeq lists its product as uncharacterized. The record is from RefSeq and is a predicted model, not a curated record. Gene Ontology annotation, biological process: transmembrane transport. Bases 228 to 920 code for a protein of 230 amino acids. Gene Ontology annotation, molecular function: transmembrane transporter activity. NCBI's taxonomy places the organism in Eukaryota, Metazoa, Platyhelminthes, Trematoda, Strigeidida, Schistosomatidae. The transcript is spliced from 11 exons.